AACACUUAAAACGGCUUCAUAUUAUACGUUUGUAUUUAGUUUAGACAACUAUAAUAUCUUGGUUGUGUGUAUCUAUAAUUAUCGCAGAUAAGCGACAUGGUUGCGAUCACUAAGAUUAUGAAUGCCACCCUUGUUCUGCCUCACCUGGAUGUCACUUCCUAUUGGACAGAUACAAGUGGGUUCAAAGAUUUGUUCAACUGGAGGCAUUUCAUGGAUGUCCUGAAAGAUGAUAUCAAUAUCGUAGAAUCUCUCCCACCAAAACUUGCAUCGGUGAUCCCCUUGAAGAAACCCCCAAUUUCCUGGUCAAAGCCCAGUUACUAUAGAAAAAUAGCUCAGAUAUUGAAGCGCCGCAAAGUAAUCAGAUUCCCUCAGACCGACUCUCGUCUCGUCAACAACGGUCUGGCCGGGUCGAUCCAAAGACUACGGUGCCGGGCAAUGUACGAGGCUCUUAGAUACGAGGAUGGAAUCGAAGAGCUUGCUAAGAAGUUGAUUGGCAGACUUAGAGAAAAUGAUGAACCAUACCUUGCUCUUCAUUUAAGAUAUGAAAAAGACAUGCUUGCGUUUACAGGAUGCAACCACAGUCUUAGCGCAGCCGAGAGCAAUGAGCUCGAGCUAAUGAGAAAUAAAACCUCCCAUUGGAGGGACAAGAUAAUCAACGGCACAGAGAAGCGGCUCCGGGGUGAGUGCCCGAUGACCCCGAGGGAAAGCGCGGUUUUCCUCGAGGCGCUUGGCUUCCCUUCGUCUACCAAGAUAUAUAUCGUUGCUGGGAAGACAUACGGUCGAGAUGGGAUUGGUCCGCUUCGAUCCAAGUAUCCAAACAUCUACACGCAUUCCAAUUUGUUCACGGAAGAAGAGUUGCAACCAUUUAAGCGCAGACAAAAUAAGCUCGCGGCAUUGGACUACAUCGUGGCACUGGAGAGUAAUGUUUUUGUUCACACUUAUAAAGGCAACAUGGCUAAGGCAGUCGAAGGUCAUAGGAGAUUCGCAGGUUUCAGGAAGACCAUCAGCCCUAACAAACAAAAAUUUGUGAAGUUAAUUGAUGAUCUGGAUGGGGGGCUGACAUCUUGGGAAGAUUUCUCAAGGCAAGUGAAGAAGUCACAUGAGGACCGUGUCGGAUUACCAUCCCGUCGGCAACCGGGACAAGCUUUCAAAUCGGAAGAGAGUUUCUAUGCAAACCCUUUCCCCGGUUGCAUCUGCGACAAGUCUAAAGUCCAUGCCAAAGCACGAAAUGCGAUCUCUACACAAAGUAGAAGGAGCCCCUGAGAUUGAGAAGAUUGAAGUCUCCAAAGUGUGGAUGUAGCCCUUGUUGUACAUUUGUAGAGUUGAAGCAAAUUUUUGCUCUUCAAGUUGGGAUCAAGAAGAGAAGGAUUCUUUGACAAGGAGCAAAA
Molecule: messenger RNA, 1388 nt
Organism: Syzygium oleosum
Lineage: Eukaryota; Viridiplantae; Streptophyta; Magnoliopsida; Myrtales; Myrtaceae
Product: protein FRIABLE 1-like
Exons: 5
Coding region: 97-1263 (388 amino acids)
Cellular component (GO): cytoplasm
Source: RefSeq, a predicted model, not a curated record